AUCUUUCAGCUCUGCCACACCGAAUUUCAGCUACUUGCCCCUUAUCAAUGCAACGUGACUUUAAGAAGCAAUAAUAGAUUGCCAUAUACAAAAAAUACAAGGCAAUAAGCAGCUUCUUGAUAGCUCAUUCUCUGAUUUUAUAUAACAUCACCAAGAUCAUGAUUUUAAAUGCAAUGGCCAUCUACAUUCAACUGCAAGAUAUCAUAUUGUACUCCCUUGAAUUUUUUUCGGCAAUUAUUUUAUGGAGAUUUUUCAAUACCUACGUCCUCAGAAUGAACACUUGUCCCGGGCCACCAGAACCAUCAGGGAAAUGGCCGUUAAUUGGUCACUUCCAUCUUCUUGGUGCAAACAAGAUACUACAUCAUACACUUGGAGACAUGGCCGAUCGAUACGGGCCAGUCUUCUCUUUGAAAUUGGGAAUUAACAGAACUCUUGUGGUCACUAGUUGGGAAGUCGCGAAAGAAUGUUUUACAACACAGGACAAGGUCUUCGCCUCUCGUCCAACAUCUGUAGUUGGGAAAGUAGCAGGAUACAACAACAGAGUUAUGAUAUUUCAGGAAUAUGGAUCAUAUUGGCGCGAGAUACGUAAGCUAGCAGUGAUUGAGCUUCUGACAAAUCGUCGACUGGAAAUGCUCAAACAUGUUCGGGAAUCAGAGGUGAAUGUUUUCAUUAGGGAGCUAUAUGAGCAAUGGUCAAGCAAUGGGAAUGGAAGCAAAGUUGUGGUGGAAAUGAAAGAAAGGUUCGGGGAUCUGACAACAAAUAUCGUUGUCAGGACAGUGACAGGUAAGAAAUGUUCUGGUACUGGUGCGCGUGGUAAUGAAGAGUCGAGGCGAUUCCAGAAGGCCAUGGCGGAUUUCAUGUACCUGACAGGGCUGUUUAUGGUUACUGAUGCACUUCCUUUACUUAGUUGGAUAGACAGUUUUAAGGGAUACAGGGGUAAAAUGAGGAACACCGCGGAAGAGAUUGAUCAUGUUCUUGGAAGCUGGUUGAAGGAACAUCAGCAGAAAAGGAAAAAUCUAAGCAUUAAUCAUUCAGAGGAGGACUUCAUUUAUGUUAUGCUGUCUGCCAUGGACCGGAACCAGUUUCCUGACAUUGACACUGAUACUGCCAUCAAGGGCACUUGUUUAAGUCUUAUCUUAGGUGGUUAUGAUACGACAUCAGCCACACUAGUGUGGGCGCUCUCACUAAUACUAAACAACCGUCAUGUGUUAAAGAAAGCACAAGCUGAAAUGGACAAGUGCAUAGGAAGAGAUCGCCAAGUAAAGGAAUCAGACAUAAUAAAUUUACCUUAUUUGCUAGCCAUAGUCAAGGAAACCCUCAGAUUAUAUCCAGCACUCCCACUAUCCAUCCAACACGAAGCAAUGAAAGAUUGCACGGUGGCAGGAUUCAACAUUCCAGCAGGCACAAGAUUAGUCGUGAACCUCUGGAAGAUGCAUCGUGACCCUAAAGUCUGGUCUGACCCUCUAGAAUUUUAUCCGGAGAGGUUCCUGCAGAAACAUGUGAAUGUGGAGUUUUGGGGUCAGAGUUUCGAGUUUUUACCAUUUGGAUCAGGACGGAGGUCAUGCCCUGGGAUCACAUUCGCAAUACAGGUGCUGCACUUGACACUUGCUCGAUUGGUUCAUGGGUUUAAAUUGGGAACUGUCUUGGGCUCGCGCGUUGAUAUGACUGAAAGUUCAGGUGUUAGUAACCCGAAAGCAACUCUGCUGGAAGUUACUCUCACACCGCGACUGCCUCCUGCAGUCUACUAAUAAAAUGUCACCUGUAAAUUGUAAUAGCUAUGUAUUCCUUUGAAGGUAAGUAACAACACUGAUGAUCUUUAUUAUAGCACAAAAAGGUGAUCUCCUGUAUCACUUGACAGUAGAAAAAUAAAAAUUCUA
Molecule: messenger RNA, 1877 nt
Organism: Daucus carota subsp. sativus
Lineage: Eukaryota; Viridiplantae; Streptophyta; Magnoliopsida; Apiales; Apiaceae
Product: cytochrome P450 CYP82D47
Exons: 2
Coding region: 159-1748 (529 amino acids)
Molecular function (GO): monooxygenase activity; oxidoreductase activity, acting on paired donors, with incorporation or reduction of molecular oxygen; iron ion binding
Source: RefSeq, a predicted model, not a curated record